AUGACCAUGAAAGCACCAAAUGACCUCGCACAGAGUUACUGCGAGUGUAAGGAGAUGUUUCGCACACACUGCUGGUGGUCUUUAGCUGUGCUGUGCUUCACGGCCACCACGAAGGCAGCACUUCGUACUUCCAAGCCUUCUACCACAACGUUUCUCCUUCGGAGCCAACUGACUGAGACCACUACCGCUGACUUAGGGAACUUCAUUGACAAGUUUAAUGACUCCAGUUUUGUUCCAGUGGCCCUGGGCUCUGUUGUGAGCAGGUACCAGACCCAUGAAAUCAUUAAGGAGGUGAACAAUGCUUCUGCUAACCUCUCCCAAGGAGUGAUAUGAAAGUGUAGUCAUUCUCUUUAGCCAAGUGAUGUCAAAUUAGCUCAAAAUGUAAAAGUAAUAGACUAGAUUCCUCAAAAUGACCUCCUGGCUCACCCUAGCGUCUGCCUCUUUGUCACACGCUGUGGAACAAAUAGCAUAAUGGAGGCCAUCCAGCAUGGCAGGCCCAUUGUGGGGAUUCCUGUACCUUUGGACCAUCUUGAAAACAUGGUCUGAAUAAAAGCUAAAAAGUUUGGUGUGUCACUUCAGUUAAAGAUGCUCACAGCAGAGAAUUGGCUCUUGAAAUACAAGUCUUCAGCAGUGGCUGCCAGCACAUCUAGCACUCUGACUACUGCUCAGUGACUGGUGGGCUGGAUCAACCACAUUCUACAGACCAGGCAUGCCAUACACCUUAUGUCCUAUGUGCUCCAGCAGCCAUGGUAUGAACAGUACUGGCUUGAUGUCUUCUUGUUCCUACUGGGACUCAUUUUGUGCACCAUUUGGUUCUGUGGGAAGCUUCUAGGCACAGUGGCCAAGUGGCUGAGUUGGUCCAGGAAGCUGAAGAAGACGUGA
Molecule: messenger RNA, 882 nt
Organism: Fukomys damarensis (Damara mole-rat)
Lineage: Eukaryota; Metazoa; Chordata; Mammalia; Rodentia; Bathyergidae
Product: UDP-glucuronosyltransferase 3A2
Molecular function (GO): UDP-glycosyltransferase activity
Source: RefSeq, a predicted model, not a curated record